CGCCUUGCUUCGCUUUUUUGGACGGAGGGAAUCCAACGUCUCCCUCUAUUUAUCGGCCGGAAACCCUAACACCAAACCCCAAAACAGUAACUUUCUUGCUUUUCCUUCUGGGUUCGCUGAUUCAGGCGGGGUUUGGGAGUCCGAGGACGGUCGGCUAGGUGGGGAAUGGAAGGGGGUGCUGCGGAUUACAAUCCUCGGACUCCUGAGGAUGUCUUCAGGGAUUUCAGAAGCCGGCGGGCCGGAAUGAUCAAGGCUCUGACCACUGAUGUCGAGAAGUUCUACCAGCAAUGUGAUCCCGAAAAGGAGAAUUUAUGUCUAUAUGGGCUACCUAAUGAGACUUGGGAGGUAAACUUGCCAGCUGAGGAAGUUCCAGCUGAACUUCCAGAACCAGCAUUAGGAAUAAACUUUGCGAGGGAUGGAAUGGCUGAAAAGGAUUGGUUGUCACUGGUUGCAGUUCACAGUGACGCAUGGUUACUGUCUGUUGCUUUCUAUUUUGGGGCACGUUUUGGGUUUGAUAAAGAAGCUAGGAAGAGGCUUUUCCACAUGAUUAAUGGUCUCCCAACUAUAUAUGAAGUUGUAACAGGAACCUCCAGAAAACAAUCAAAAGAAAGAACUAACAACAGCAGCAAGAGCAACAAGUCUGGUUUGAAGAACUCACGGCAGUCUGAGUCUUAUACAAAGGCCUCAAAGAUGCCUCCACCAAAGGAAGGGGCAGGGAGUGAAGGAGAGGACAAUGAGGACAUGGAGGAACAUGGAAACACUCUAUGUGGUGCAUGCGGGGACAACUAUGCUAAUGAUGAGUUCUGGAUUUGUUGUGAUGUGUGUGAAAAAUGGUACCAUGGGAAGUGCGUUAAGAUUACUCCUGCAAGGGCUGAGCACAUCAAGCAGUACAAAUGCCCUGGUUGCAGUACCAAAAGGGCCAGAGCAUGAAGGAAUUGAGAAUUUGUGGUGGUCGUUUCAGACGGGGGGCUUCAGCAAUAUGAAGAGGAGAACCAUUUUGGAUGCAGCAGCAAAUUGAUAUGCUCGCCAAAUCUCCUUGAUCUCAAUUUAGACAUGAACUCUGUAGUCCUAAUACAUAUUUGUCUCUGUAUUUUGUGUCUGUUUAGUUUUGACAAGCUCUAAUGGAUGGUUUUCUUGUGUUCUGAAAUGUCUCAUCCUUGAUUGAGCACAGUUGCUGCUUCAAGACAUUGUGGAAUCCCAUGUGUUGGACCAGCGGACUGUGCGCAACCAUCUCAGGGAAAGCAACAUUCCUUGAAGCAAAUGGGUCCAUCAUGCUUUUUGCUAGAUCAUGCAAUAAGCAUGCCAAAUUUUAGUUUCCACUGCCUAUUAUUUGUGCAUGAGAAUUGUACUAGUGUGAGAUCCUUCAACUAAGUCAAAGACAAUGUGCUUUAGUUUAGUGUCAAGAGUUUAUGUUCAGCCAUGGUCCUUCUUUGGAUUCUAGACUCAAAUAUUGGAGAUAUCUGCAGUGGAAAAUAAAAAUGAAAAAACUGUAACAGGAAGCUUGCAUCAUUUUUUUUUAUUUGUCCUAAUACUGUAAGACCAAAUCACAUUGUUCAAAUGAACAGGACUCAGGAUUCAGGAUUCCCAACCUUCAUCCUGCCAUUAAAAUAAAGGCACCUUGCAAGGUA
Musa acuminata AAA Group (dessert banana) is the source of this 1628-nucleotide messenger RNA. RefSeq names its product PHD finger protein ALFIN-LIKE 8-like. Gene Ontology annotation, cellular component: nucleus. Bases 166 to 930 code for a protein of 254 amino acids. The transcript has 6 exons. Gene Ontology annotation, biological process: regulation of DNA-templated transcription. The record is from RefSeq and is a predicted model, not a curated record. NCBI's taxonomy places the organism in Eukaryota, Viridiplantae, Streptophyta, Magnoliopsida, Zingiberales, Musaceae. Gene Ontology annotation, molecular function: histone binding; transcription coregulator activity; transcription cis-regulatory region binding.